Cyprinodon tularosa is the source of this 2129-nucleotide messenger RNA. RefSeq lists its product as uncharacterized. The coding region runs from base 60 to 986 and encodes 308 amino acids. Lineage: Eukaryota; Metazoa; Chordata; Actinopteri; Cyprinodontiformes; Cyprinodontidae. The transcript has 2 exons. The record is from RefSeq and is a predicted model, not a curated record.
UCGGUGUGGAACAUCUCCGGGAGGCGCUGUCAGAUGACGCUUGCCCCAACUGUCGCGUCAUGCCCCGGUCGGUCAGACUGGAUCGGUUGGCUGCACUGGAGCAGCCUACCGACUGGGCGGGCGCUUCGCCGCGUGCUCGUUUGCCGAUGGAGAAAGCGGUGUGCAAACGUUCUACUGGGGCUGCACCUUCGGUACCGACAAAGCGUGCUAGACGGACCGAGGCAGGGAGGUUGUCCACGAAAGUGGAUCAUCUCACUGCUGAGCUGGCCCAAAUGAAAGCCCUCCUCCAGUCCUUUCAGACUGCUGGUGAUCGUGGCACGGCUCUCCCUACCGAGCAGGAUGAAACGUCAGUCAAUGACGACGAUGCUGUUUCCGUGGCGGCCUCUGGCACCCAUUUCUGUGAGGACCUUCCGGAGCUGGGCUCCGGGGCCUCUGGGUCGGACUCCAUUGCCUCUCAGGAGGAUACGGGGGAGUCUGUGACAUCCGCUAUUCGAACGGCUCUUGCCCGUUUACAAAUUAGUGUUCCUCAGGCCCAGAGGUGGUGGAGUGCAUCUGGAAGGUCUUUGGCAGGGCGGACGUGGACCUCUUUGCCUCAAGGGACGCAUUUCAUUGUCCCCUUUGGUUCUCGUUGGACAACAGCAGCCCUCUGGGCCACGAUGCUCUGGCACACGACUGGCCCCGGACCCUCCUUUAUGCCUUUCCGCCAUUCAGCCUACUUUUUCAGACUCUCCUCAGGGUACGUCAGGAGGGGCACAGGGUCCUGCUGGUGGCCCCCUACUGGCCAGCGAGGACUUGGUUUCCUCUACUGUGCGAGCUCAGCUCCGGCUCGCCAAUGCGUCUCCCCUCCAGGAGAGAUCUUCUUUCCCAGAUGGGGGGUCAGAUCUUGCACCCUGAACCAGACCGGCUCCAGCUCUGGAUUUGGCCCCUGCAAGGCCGGGGUCCACCUUCUCGAGAUACACUGGGUCCAUAGGGCAUACAAUGGCUAAUGCAUGGGCGCCGUCCACGCGAGCUGUCUAUGCUAACAAGUGGACGGUCUUUGCCACCUGGUGCCGUGAUAGAGGGCAGGACCCGGUUCAGUGUUCAGUUUCUGACAUACUGACCUUCCUGCAGGCAUUGCUGGACCAAGGACGGUCUCCAUCUACCUUAAAGGUGUAUGUGGCUGCCAUUUCCUGUUGGCAUGUUGGGCUGAAUGGUUGUUCUGUGGGCCGAGACAAGGAUGUUGUACUGUUUUUAAGAGGUGCUCGGCGUUUGCACCCACCCAACCGCCCUGUGGCACCGGCGUGGGACCUUUCUCUUGUGCUUGAGGCUCUUCGGUCCCUCCCAUUUGAGCCCCUGGCGUCGGCGGACCUCAAAUGGCUCUCACUGAAGACUGCGUUCCUUUUAGCUAUGGUUUCCGCAAAACGUGUAGGGGAGUUACAGGCUCUCUCGAUAGCCGAACCCUGCUGCCGGUGGAAUCCUGAUGGCUCAGGCGUUACACUGUGGGCUGACGUAGCGUUUAUUCCUAAGGUAUCACUGCCAGCAGGCAGCACCCAGCCUCUCCAUCUUGCCCGGUUUGACUCCGGAAGUCCCUCUGAACCACUGUGUCCUGUUCGUGCCCUUGAGACAUACAUCAAUGCCACGGCAUCCUUCCGAAAGACAAAUAGCCUUUUUGUUUGCUACGCUGGCUCACGGAAGGGUCAGGCACUUUCUAAGCAGCGACUUGCACACUGGGUUGUGGAUUUGAUCUCCAAGGCUUAUGCCUUGCAGGACCGGCCACUGCCGGCGGGAGUGAAAUGCCACUCUACAAGGGGCAUGUCGACAUCGUUUGCUGCUAUGACUGGGGUGCCAUUGGAUGUUAUAUGCCGUGCAGCCUCCUGGAAAUCACCUAGUACCUUUACUCGGUUCUACAGGGUGAAUGUGGCUGCGCCCCAUCCGCUUCAGGGAAUCCUCGAGCAGCAUGCCUCUACAUCACAUUAGGUGGGUGGUGUAGUCGUUGUUCCUUGAAUGUUGCUGAUUCCUCGUGACCUUGUUGAUAUGAGUCAUCCAGUGCUUGAAGCACCGCCUCUGGCGGUCAGUAGGGAUGACAUAGAACGAAAGUUACUACCGUAACUACGGUUCUAUGAAUCCCGGAUGACUGCCAGAGUGCUUGG